Cinara cedri is the source of this 12138-nucleotide messenger RNA. Lineage: Eukaryota; Metazoa; Arthropoda; Insecta; Hemiptera; Aphididae. The record is from the annotation of a GenBank genome assembly.
AUGAAGAAUUUAAAAAUUUACAAAUCAAGUCUAAGCCGCAUUCAACUACCAAAAGAUGCAACAUCAGCUUUGAUAAUUAAUUAUGGUGAGUUUUGUUAUGCAACAAAUAAUGCUAUUUACCGUUCAAAUAGUGAUCUUCAGCAUCAACUAGCUGUAUACGAUAACUUCUCUAUGGUGAUAGACCUUUCAACAACAAAAAUGUAUAUUGAUCAAGAUGUUCAAAUUGUAUCUUAUGCAUACAAUACUCCGUGGAAUUCAUUUGUUGUUGGUUGUUCAAAUGGUGAUGUUCUUUUAAUACAAGAAAAUAUUGUAGAAGUUGCUUUCAAAUGUGAAGAUGUAGUGGCUACCAUACUAUGCAGUCCAGAUUUUGAAAGAAUUAUUUUAUUAACUGAACAUGGUCAUGUUACUUUAGUGACUGAGUGCUUUGAAGUCCUAAAUAAUUUUAAUAUUACUGAGACAAGUCUUGCUGAAAAAACAUUGGUAAAUGUUGGUUGGGGUAAAAAAGAAACUCAAUUUCAUGGAUCAGAAGGAAAAGAUAAAAGACAUGUGAAUGAAGUUAUAGGAGAUGGAGAUUGUGCUGAUGAUUCGGUAAAUGUUUGUUGGAGAUCUGAUAGUUUAUUGUUUGCAAUUGGAUAUUUUAAUAAAAUAACCAAUUUAAGAUCAAUUAAGAUAUUUAACAGAGAUGGAGUUCUACAGUCAAUAAGUGAACCUCUUUCAGGUACCUACAUAUUAUUACUUAAGUUACUGUGUAUAAUUAAAAUUUAAUUUAUUGUUAGGAAUAGAAGCUGUAUUAAGUUGGAAAACUACUAAAGAACUAAUAUCAUUUUCUCAACAUAUCAAUGAGAAAUAUUGCAUUAGUUUUAUGGAAAAAAAUGGACUUAAACAUGGAGAAUUUUCUAUUCCAUCUACAAUCAAUGUUAGUAAAAACAUCUAAAUACAAAAUAUGUAUACUUAACACUGUUCGUUUAUUUAUUUUUUAAAUAAUAGGUAAAACAGUUAUUGUGGAACCAUGAUUCUUCAAUAUUGUGUAUUCAGUGUGUCAAAUCAAAUAAUAAUUAUUUAUUAUUUUUAUCAUGUACAAAUUAUUCAUGGCAAAUUAAAAAAUGGUUGACAGUACAUGACAAAGUAAUAACUGUAAAAUGGUUACCAGACAAUAGUUUACAACUAAUUACUGCUGAUGGUACUUAUUACAUAUUGCAUUGGGUUGAAACUUUGUGUUCAUCAAGUUCUGGAACUCUGGAUUGGGUUGCUGUCAUUGAUGAUUGUAAGUUUAUAAUUUUAAAUUAGUUAUAAAUAUUUUCCUAUUAAUUGUUUACCUGCUUAAUUUUUAGGCUCUAUUUUAUUAACACCAUUCAAACAAGUUAUUAUACCUCCUCCCAUGUUUGAUGUCAAAUUAAUCUUUGAAUGCCAUGUAGACAGUGUAUUAUAUUUACCUCACAAUCAAAAGUAAGUUAUAUAUAUUUGUUUUGCUGUAUCUACACGCUUGACCAUGGUAUCAUAAUAUAUGCCAGACUAUGGUCGGUAUAAUACACACCUGACUAUGGUCGGUAUCAUAAUAUUAUCGACCAUAAUCUUGUUCAUAGACUAAGAAUGUAGUUUUAAUAUAAGCCGUGAAACAUUUUCGGAAAAAAUCUAUUCAUCUUUAACACUUGUUAGAUGAGAUACUAUCUUGUAAAAUACAUUUUUGACAGUAUAUUUCUAGGCUAAAAUACUGUUUUAACAAAAUAUUUCUAGAUAUUUUGUGAUGCCCUGCUAAGGAAAAAAUAAUUACUUAAUAUAAACUAUACCUACAGCAGUGAAACAUUAUUUCUAAUAAGACAAUAACCUUUGCACACAAGAAGGUAAGUACUGGUUUUUAUAGUAAAUAUAGAUAUAUAAUACUUGAAUUAUUAUGUUAUAUAAAUUUAAUUUAAUUGGUUUAAACCCCUUCAUUGAUGAAUCCUGGGUAUAUGCCACUGUUUUUUUGAUACAUAAUUAAAAUUAUCUGCUCGAAAAAGUUUUAAAAAUAUAAACAAAAUACCCGAUGGCUGAUAAUUAUUGGAAACAACAGAAACCUAAAAUAUAUAUAUUUAGAAACUUAAACCUAAUAUAACCUAUUAAAAAAAUAUAAGAAAAAAAAUACUGAUUUUAUUAAAAACAAUUUUUGAAAAUAUUGGACUUUUUUAGGAAUACUUGUUAUUUACUAAUAAUCUUGGCAAAGGACUUGAUGAAUAUCAAGAUAACACAAUAUCCUGACCCAUUCCUAAAAUUAGUAGUGUGUCGUGUCCCGUCUAAAUCGUUAUAACCUUGGUGUGUCUGUAUAGAUAGUAUGUGUAAGCAUCUAUUUUGUAAUAUAUUCACAAAUAUAAAUAUUUCAUAAUUUUGAAAACUGUUAGAUAUUAGGUAUUCAAUUUUGUUUUAUUAAUUCUGAUAAUAUUAUUAUUUUUAUUAUUUUAGAUUCUGAAUGUAGGUAUUGAUUUUACAUUGAUGUUUAUUUUUUUUGUUUUCUAUAAGCAACUUUUCUAUCUAAAAUGUUGCUCAGAUUUUCAAGUAUAGUACCUUUUCUGAAAAGAACAUUUUUUAAUUUUUCAAACGGUUUUCAUAAUAAUUGAGAAAAACGGGAAAAUUUACAUACAUAAAAUAUAAAAGAAACUUGGCUCCAAAUUAUUUUUCUUUAACAAUGGUUUAUCAUUGGGUAAAAAACAAAUUGAAUUUCUCUCUAUAUCCUAUCUUUCCGACUUCUCACCUACAACAGUGACCCACCCAUUUUACAAAGUAUGUCAGUCUUUUUUUUAUUUAUAAUACUUUGUAUAAAUUGUUAUUCCAUUGUAUAUUAUUGUUUAUUAACAUUUUCCGUGUCACAUAAUACGUAUUACCUACAAGUACUACUGAAAUUUGUAAAUAAAAGCUUAUAUCAAUUAUUUAACAUAAUUUUUAAAUAUUCAUAUUCUCAUCCAAUAUUGUAUAAUACAUUUUAGUAAUGGUAAUAUUAUAAUGUAGUAAGGUACUAAGGUUGUAUUCGUUUUUCAAAUGCAUUAAUUUGUCCGCGUUUUAGUUUAAUAUUGAGGUUAGAAGUUUAAACCUAACCUAUAAAAUUGUAUAUACUCUUUGGAAGUGAUGUUUAAGUAGAAGUGGAAAUUAUUUUAUCAUUUUAUGUCUAAACGGAUAUGAAAAUAGUUUGUGUUUAUAAACACGAAACAGUGCUUUUGCUGUUCGUAUUAUUUUUUACUUCUGUUUUACUUGUUUAAAUUUUAAGUAAAAAAAGUGGUAUUAUUUAAUCAGUAUGUAUGAUUUGGGAGAUGAUGAAUAUGAGGAAGAAGAGGAGACUGAAGAAAUUUCCAGUGAACUUUGGCAAGAAGCUUGUUGGAUUGUAAUUAAUUCUUAUUUUGAUGAAAAGGGUCUGGUAAGACAACAAUUAGAUUCAUUUGAUGAAUUCAUUCAAAUGUCUGUGCAACGUAUAGUUGAAGACUCUCCUCAAAUAGAAUUACAAGCUGAAUCCCAGCAUACACAUGGUGAAAUUGAUACCCCAACUAAAUAUCAAAUUAAGUUUGAACAAAUUUAUUUAUCAAAACCUACUCAUUGGGAAAAAGAUGGUUCACCAUCUCCUAUGAUGCCCAAUGAAGCUAGGUUACGAAAUUUAACAUAUUCUGCCCCAUUAUAUGUGGAUAUUACAAAAACUGUUAUUAAAGAUGGUGAAGAUCCAAUUAUUACCCAGCAUUCUAAAUCAUUUAUAGGUAAAAUUCCUAUUAUGUUAAGAUCAACAUAUUGUCUUUUAUUUGGAUUAAAUGAUCGUGAUUUGACAGAAUUAAAUGAAUGUCCGUUAGAUCCUGGUGGUUAUUUCAUUAUAAACGGAUCUGAAAAAGUAUUGAUAGCACAGGAAAAAAUGGCAACAAAUACAGUAUACGUAUUUAGUAUGAAAGAUGGAAAAUAUGCAUUUAAGGCUGAAAUAAGGUCUUGUUUAGAACAUUCAUCUCGUCCAACUUCUACUCUUUGGGUUAAUAUGAUGGCUCGUGGUGGUCAAAGUAUUAAAAAAUCUGCGAUUGGCCAAAGGAUAAUAGCUAUUUUACCCUACAUUAAACAGGAAAUACCUAUUAUGAUUGUAUUCAGAGCUUUAGGAUUUGUAGCUGAUCGUGAUAUAUUGGAACAUAUAAUUUAUGAUUUUGAUGAUCCUGAAAUGAUGGAAAUGGUAAAACCGUCUUUAGAUGAAGCUUUUGUUAUACAAGAACAAAAUGUUGCAUUAAAUUUUAUUGGUUCUCGUGGAGCAAGACCAGGAGUAACUAAAGAAAAACGUAUUAAAUAUGCUAGAGAAAUUCUUCAAAAAGAAAUGUUACCUCAUGUGGGUGUAUCUGAUUUUUGUGAAACUAAAAAAGCAUAUUUUUUGGGAUAUAUGGUUCAUCGUCUUCUCUUAGCUUCACUUGGUAGACGUGAAUUAGAUGACAGAGAUCAUUAUGGUAAUAAGCGUUUAGAUUUGGCUGGACCAUUAUUAGCAUUUUUAUUCAGAGGUUUGUUCAAAAAUUUAAUGAAGGAAGUACGUAUGUAUGCACAAAAAUUCAUUGACCGUGGAAAAGAUUUUAAUUUAGACUUAGCUAUUAAAACAAAACUUAUAACUGAUGGCUUGAGAUAUUCAUUAGCUACAGGCAAUUGGGGUGAUCAGAAGAAGGCCCAUCAAGCAAGAGCAGGCGUUUCUCAGGUAUUAAACAGACUUACAUUUGCUUCAACAUUAUCACAUUUAAGACGUGUUAAUUCCCCUAUUGGACGAGACGGUAAAUUAGCAAAACCUAGACAGUUGCACAAUACUCUAUGGGGCAUGUUAUGCCCUGCUGAAACACCCGAAGGAGCUGCUGUUGGUUUAGUAAAAAAUCUCGCUUUAAUGGCUUACAUAUCUGUUGGUUCUCAACCUUCACCAAUUUUGGAGUUUUUGGAAGAAUGGAGCAUGGAAAACUUAGAAGAAAUUGCUCCUUCAGCUAUUGUUGAUGCAACUAAAAUAUUUGUUAAUGGAUGUUGGGUUGGUAUUCAUCGUGAUCCUGAACAACUUAUGGGUACUCUUAGAAAAUUGAGGCGUCAAAUGGAUAUUAUCGUAAGUGAAGUUAGUAUUAUUCGUGAUAUUCGUGAUCGUGAAAUAAGAAUUUAUACAGAUGCUGGUCGCAUUUGUCGACCACUACUUAUUGUUGAAAAUAGUAAAUUGUUAUUAAAAAAACGUCAUAUUGACAGUUUAAAAGAACGUGAUUACAACAAUUAUGGAUGGCAAGUGCUUGUCUCUAAUGGUGUUGUAGAAUAUAUUGAUACAUUAGAAGAAGAAACCACAAUGAUUGCUAUGUCUCCUGAUGAUCUAAGACAGGAAAAAGAGUAUGCAUAUUGUACAACUUACACCCAUUGUGAAAUUCAUCCAGCUAUGAUAUUAGGAGUAUGUGCAUCUAUUAUUCCAUUCCCUGAUCAUAAUCAAAGUCCUAGGAAUACAUAUCAAAGUGCUAUGGGUAAACAAGCUAUGGGAGUCUACAUAACCAACUUCCAUGUUCGGAUGGAUACAUUGGCUCAUGUUCUUUAUUAUCCACAUAAACCUCUUGUAACAACUAGAUCUAUGGAAUAUUUACGUUUUAGAGAACUUCCAGCUGGUAUUAAUUCUAUUGUAGCCAUUUUAUGUUAUACUGGUUACAAUCAAGAAGAUAGUGUGAUAUUGAAUGCUUCUGCAGUAGAAAGAGGAUUUUUUAGAUCGGUGUUUUUCCGUUCUUAUAAAGAUUCUGAAUCUAAAAGAAUUGGAGAUCAAGAGGAAGUAUUUGAAAAACCAAAUCGUCAGUCAUGUCAAGGAAUGAGAAAUGCUAUUUAUGAUAAAUUAGAUGAUGAUGGUAUAAUUUCCCCUGGUCUUAGAGUAUCAGGUGAUGAUGUAAUUAUUGGUAAAACAAUGACACUCCCUGAUAAUGAAGAUGAGCUUGAAGGAACUACUAAAAAGUAUUCAAAACGUGAUUGUAGUACAUUUUUAAGAAACAGUGAAACAGGUCUCAUUGAUCAAGUUUUAUUAACAUUAAAUUCAGAGGGUUAUAAAUUUUGUAAGAUUCGGGUCCGUUCAGAAAGAAUACCUCAAAUUGGUGAUAAAUUUGCUUCAAGGCAUGGUCAAAAAGGAACAUGUGGAAUACAAUAUAGACAAGAAGAUAUGCCUUUCACUUGUGAAGGAAUUACACCAGAUAUUAUUAUUAAUCCACAUGCUAUACCUUCUCGUAUGACAAUUGGGCAUUUAAUUGAAUGUCUACAGGGAAAAGUAUCUGCUAAUAAAGGAGAAAUUGGUGAUGCUACACCAUUUAAUGAUGCUGUCAAUGUACAAAAGAUUUCAACUUUAUUACAAGAAUAUGGUUAUCAAUUAAGAGGAAAUGAAGUUAUGUAUAAUGGCUUUACUGGAAGGAAAAUUAACGCUCAAAUAUUUUUAGGGCCUACUUAUUAUCAACGUCUUAAACACAUGGUAGAUGAUAAGAUUCAUUCAAGAGCUAGAGGACCUGUUCAAAUUUUAGUACGACAGCCUAUGGAAGGAAGAGCAAGGUAAAUUUAUUUAAAAAGUAAUAUUUUUUUCAAUGUAUAAUGAAUAAACAUUUUCAUAGGGAUGGUGGAUUGCGUUUUGGUGAGAUGGAACGUGAUUGUCAAAUAGCUCAUGGUGCAGCUCAAUUUUUACGUGAACGUCUAUUUGAAGUAUCUGAUCCAUAUCGUAUACAUAUAUGUAAUUUUUGUGGCUUAAUUGCUAUAGCAAAUUUAAGAAAUAAUACAUUUGAAUGUAAAGGAUGUAAAAAUAAAACACAAAUUUCACAAGUUAAAUUACCUUAUGCAGCUAAGUUAUUAUUCCAAGAACUUAUGUCUAUGAAUAUUGCUCCUAGAUUAAUGGUUACUAAUUAAAGUUUAUAUAACAGUUUUUUCUUAAUUUUUUGCAUUGUAUACUUAAAUAAAACAUUUAAAUAUUAUUCAACAAUUCAGUUUUGUAUUUAAUGUUAAUUUUAUUUUAAUAAAGUGCUUUAGAUAUAAUAAUUAACUUCUGAGUUUUUUAAAUAUAAAUUAUUGUGAAAAUGAAAUUUUAGACUUAAAUUUUCUAUUUUUAAUAUCCUUAAUAAAUAAUUUCCUAUUGUUUUAUAAUAUAAACAUUAUCAUUAAUGAAUAACGUAAACUUUGUUUUCAUUUGUAGAUUAAAAUUAAAAUUGUAAAAUGUACUUAUUUUUAUUUGCAGUAAAAAUGGAAAUGAUAUUUGUGUUGUCACUGAUGAUAGGUCUAUUCAUUUUUACAAUUAUAAAGAUGUGUUAUACACGAAAAGUAGUAAGUAUUGGUGAGACUUUAUAAUACUAUUAUUACUAGUAUUUUAUAGAUUGAUGAUAUUAUAUGUUAUAUUUGAUUUUUACCUAACAUGAGAGGUAAGCUUUUAGAUAUUUUAAAAUUAAUUACUACUAAAAAUAAUCCUUUUUAGUCUUAUCACUUUAUAUACAAAAACAAUUUUUAUUAACUUAAUAUUUAUGCAAUGUUAAUAAGUAUAUUUUCUAUUUCAUUUAUUUAUUAGCGGUAGUAAACCGUUACAUCAUGUCACAUCAUUUUGGCAUGAGACAAUUAAGUGCAUGCAACAUUUCGGUACAUGUUUUUUUGUCGCAACUACAUUUGAACAUGCUCACAUUUUGAAGCAUUUUUUUAUAGUUUUUUUAGUAAUUAUAUUAUUAAUGGUUUUUAUUUAAUUACUUUUUUUUUUUUUUUUAAUAAAUAUAUUUAUUAUUGGUAUGACAUUAUAUGAAAAAUAUGCUUUUAAGAAAUAUUAAGUUUUGUAAAAUACUAAAUAAAUUUUAAAUACUUCUAAUAAUUGAUUAUAAAUUGUAAUGUUUCAUGUGCCCAAUUGUCUUGUAGAGAAAUGUAUGUUUAAUACGCAAAAAAAAUAAUGCAGAUCCCAUCAUUUUAUACAUAACUAUGAAUUUUCAAAAACUUUCCUUAUAUCAAAUGUUUAGAAACUGCGCAUUUAUAUAAAAUAUUGUAUUAAAACUUUAACAAUCUGUGAUUAGAUUUAAAAAUAAUUUUUAUUUCAUUCGGUAAUUUGUUUUUACUUUAUUAUUUUGUUAUUAAUUAAAAAUUGUUACAAACUUUUUUAUUUUUAGAGACCAUUAACAGUAUACUUAAUGCUACUGGAUUGUGUAAUCAUUGGUUUUGGUUAAAUGAAAAUACUCUUAUAUUUAGUUUAUCAGAGGUUGGAAACUUCCAUUUCAUAUGUAUUCUUAAAGUUGAUAAUGAUUCCAUAAACAUGUAAUUUAAAAAAAAAAACCUAUAUUAUAUUAUAUUUAAUUUAAAUAGUUUCAAGUAUUGAAAUCAGUUAAUUUUUCAGAACUAAACACCCAGUUGAUCAACCAAUUGUUGGUAUUAUAAAUCAUAAGAAUGGUGCUCUAAUUCAAUUGUCUGUUGGAAAUGUAUUGUUAUGGAAUGAAGAAUUGAAUCAAAUUGACCCUCAUAUUAAUCUGCCUGAAGAAUGCACAUGUAUAAAUAUAAUGGACAACAAAAUCUAUGCUCUUGGUGUAUCAAAAAGACUUUUUGAAAAUGAUAAAGUUAUCCUAAACAAUAUAGGAUCAUUCUGUAUCCGUUAUCCUUUUGUAUUAGCUGCCACAUUGAACCAAGAGCUAAUUGUUCAUAAUAUAAAUCCCACCAAAGUAAUAUAGGUAAUUAAAACUUAUAAAUUUAGAAUAAAUACAAUUAUUCCCAUAUUUCAGGAUUCCAAUAAUCAGUAUCGUCGGCGGGUUGAAUCUGGUUCAAAAAUUAUAACAGUAACUGGUAAUUCAGUUAUAUUACAAUUACCAAGGGGUAAUUUAGAAACAAUACGACCAAGGCCUCUAACAAUUUUAUCAGCUAUUGAACUCAUUCAAGAACGAAAAUAUUUCACUACAUUUGAUCUUUUACGCAAGGAACGUAUAAACCUUAACAUAAUAUGUGAUUUAGAUCCUUUAAAAUUUAUUGAUGAUUUAGAUGAAUUUGUUAUUCAAAUAAAAGAUUUGUCUUGGAUUAAUUUAUUCAUUACUGAAUUAGAUGACAAAAAUUAUUUGAAUACUGUAUAUGCUUCUCAGUUUCAACAAAAUAUGGUGGAAGAAUUACCCAAUAAAGUCUUCAUAAUAUGCUCUCAAUUAAUAAAUACUUUAAACAAACUUGACACAGAUAAAUAUGCUUUUCCAUUACUUGGAUGUUAUGUAAAACUAAAACGUUUUGAUUUAGCAUUAAAUUUAGCAUCAACAAAUAAUGCAUUUUUAAAACACUUAUUAUUCUUAGUGGAUGUUGAUAAAUUAUACAAAACCUCACUUGCUGAGUAUAAUUUAGAAAUGGCUAUGCAAAUUAUAAGUUAGCAUUUGUUUUAUAUUACUAAUAAUAAUUUAUAUAUUUCAAUUCAUUUGUAAAAUUUGAAUAUAUUAUUUCACUUUAGAUAAUUCUCAACUUGAUCCAAAAGAGUAUGUACCAUUUCUAAAAGAAUUAGAAAAAAUGGAAUGUCAUUAUAUGCGUUUUACAAUUGAUGAUAAAUUAGGAAACAAAGAAUCAGCAGUAAAGAAUUUAGUACUUUGUGAGGGGCAGUUUGAUAAAUGGUUAAAAUAUGUUAUAGAUAAUAACCUUUAUGCUUAUACAUUAACUCUAUUUAAUCAGGACCAAAAUGAGUAAGUAAAAUAACAAAAAUAUUCAUACCUUAUUUCAGAUUAUGAACAGAAUGCAAACUAUUAAUUACUAUUUUAUUUUAAUGAUGUUUACACUUCUUAAUAAAAAAAUAAUUUUAGUCAACAUUUGUUAUUUUCCUAAUUAUAUUCCUUAUAAAUAUGUAAAUCAUUGUUAAAAAUAACUAUAAACAUAUUUUGUUUAAUUUUUUUACAGGUAUAAAAUAAUUGCAAAACAUUUUGGCGAUGUGUUAUAUUCUAAAAUGGAUUAUUUACAAGCAGCAUUAAUGUACAAUCAAAGUACUGAACGAAAGAAAGCUAUUAACUCUUACUUAAAAAUUGGAUUUUGGAAAGAACCUUUAGAGUUAUCCUAUGAAUUAAACUUUAGGUAAAUAGGUUUUUUGUCAUUCAUAUACCGUUUUUAGAUUUCAUUCAUUAUAGUAUAUGAUUACCUUUUAGUGAAUUGGAAAUGAAUGAAAUUAAAGCAAACAUUUUAUCUAUGUUAUCAUCUACACAAAAGUUUAGGGAGGCUGCUGAUUUUGCUGAAUUUGAGAUGAGAAACACUGAAUUAGCUGUGGAAUACUCCAUCAAAGCUCAAGAUUAUAUGCAUGCAUUAUAUUUAGCCCGAUCUAGAUCAAUACUAGAUACAUAUUUAGGUACAAACUAUUAAAAAAAAAUUUAAAUUAUUUGGAAUGUAUGACUAGUAAGAUGAAGUAUGCCUUAUAAUUAUAGCCAUACGUAAUUGAAUAACCACCUAGAUAUUUAAGAAUAUACUUACCUAUUGUCUUCUAAUUUAAAUUGGAAAAAAUGUUAUUGUACAUACGUUAAAUGAAUAAUUUAUUGUUAAGCUAUAAAUAAUAAUUAUUAUAUAAUUACUUGUAUGCAUUCUAUUUUCAGAAAAUAAUAUAAAAUUAGCUUGUAUAAAUACAACUCAAAAUCUAAUAUCUGAUAUUAAUAUACAACGUGAAAAAUUUGAAUCUUUUGUUAUACGCCUGCUAGAAAUUAAAGUAGACAUUUCUAAUGAAUCAAUGUCUUAUGGUAUGUUAAAUAUAAAAUUAUAAUGCAUAUGAUGUAUAUUUUAUUAUUAUUAUUUUUAUUUUUAGAUAACUUGAAUGAUACGAGUUCUGAAAUUAGUAGCGUAUCUUCUUAUCGUACAUCAAGGUAUUAUAUUUUAAUAUUUAUUAAAUAUGUAUUUAUUAUCAUUCAUUAUUUAAAUAAUUGCAUUUUAUAGUACAAGAACAAGUUGUAGAAGUGCUCGAAAACAACAGCGUAAAAUGUGGAAUUUAAAAAAGGGCAAUUUUCGGGAACAACCUACAAUAGUUUUGAAUUUGAAACAAAUUAUUGAAAAAUUUGAUAAAUUUAAAGGUUAUUUGUUUAAAUUGUGUUAUUAUAAUGUGUAUACUGUAUAAAUUAUAAUAUAUUUAAUGUUUAUUUUAUUUUUUUUAACAGAUGAUGUAAAGAGUAUGUGUAUUUUACUUAUAAAACUGGAGGAAUUUGAUCUUAGUGUUACUCUUCAGACAUCUUUGGAAUCUUUACAGACGUGUAUACUAAAAAAUAAAUCAAAUAUUUGGCCUGUUUUUGUAAGCUUUUAUUAAUGAUUAAUUCAGGGUUCGGAACUUAUAACACUUUAAAAAAUGAUAAUAAGCACUAAAAUAUUAAUUUUAUUAAUUUAUUAAUUAAUUAAUUAAAUAUGUAUUAAUUAUUAGUUUAAUGCUUUUAAUUAUUAUUCAAGUAGGUUCACAUUAAAAUUGACUUGACAAAUUGACAAAAUUAAUAUAUAAUUAUUAUCGGCUGCAAGCCAUGUUUAUUAGUUUCACGGGGAUUGUUAUGAUUUUAUAAAACUAUUAAUAUAUCUAUAGCUAGGGGGAACACUAAAGCAGUUGGAUUAUUAUCAGAGAUCCAGCAAUACCAUCUAUAAUAGCAGCCAUCUUCUAAAAAAUUUUAAAUAGGUAUUUUUUAAAAAUAUUAUUUAUAGUAUACAUUUUAUACCCACACUAAAAUUAUAACUAGCUUCAAGUUGUCGAAAACAUACAAUUAAAUUAAUGUAAAUAUUUUUUUUGCAAUUAGGUAAUUUGUAUAGUUUGAUUUAAUUUUUUUCAAAAUAUCAACAAAAAAAUAAGCAUUACUAUAAAGUUUAUGAAUUAUGCAAAACUAUGUAACUCAAAUUUCAGAUUUGAUACCAUGACAGCGAAAAAUGAAUAAAUGAAUUUAUUUCACACACUGCUAUAUUUUACAAUAAAUAAAACAAAUAAACAAAUACUAUAAAUCCCGAACCCAGUGAUUAUUGAUUACCAUAUAUUAUUAUCAUUCAUAAUAAUUGAAUUCAAAUUGGUAGUAAAAUAAUAAUAAUUUUUUUUUUCAGAAUGAAACUGAACAAAUAAUAGAAGGUAUACUAAUAAUGCUUAUUUUUUUGUUUAAGUUUAAUGAUAAUGUAUAAUAAUUUACUUUACAUUUGUUUCUAGAUGCUAUUCUUUUGAACCCUUUGAAAAUUCUACCCGACAAAAGUUGGAAAUUAUCAAUUUUGGAAUAA